Castor canadensis (American beaver) is the source of this 3201-nucleotide messenger RNA. Lineage: Eukaryota; Metazoa; Chordata; Mammalia; Rodentia; Castoridae. The record is from RefSeq and is a predicted model, not a curated record.
ACUUUUUUCAGGCUAAAACCAAAUCUUUUUGUCCCCUAGUAGUUUUAUUUUGCAUUUGUGUUCAUAAGUGUGUUCUUUGGUUUAAAUGAGAAUGAAGUAGAUGGCCUAUCCCCAGUGGGAGGUCCCACUCCCUAUUCUUAUUAUUAGAGGAACUUUUUAAAAAUAAAUAUUGAAUGCUUGUAUGUUGGCUGCAACUGAAGUUCACUGCCCUGCCCUCCUCCCUCCCCUGACAGGCCUGCGUGGGGCAGGGCAGCCACUAUUCCAGCACUUGUGCAUGCAGGUGCUGCUCCUUGUUCCCUCCAAGCACUAGAGUGAUGGAAGCACCAGACAAAGGAGGCCGGCACAGCUGUUAGCAGACCCGUCAUGUUGUGGUUUCUCCAGUACCUCAGGGAUGGCCCCACUUUCACACCCUUAGUUGAGCCAACAACAGGUUGAAUCAUGUCAUGGAAAGAUUAAGAAUGAAACUAAACAGAAGAGAUAGUCGUGCAUAAAUUGUCCAUAGCAGUUCUGUUCACAUAAUUGGGAGAUGCCUGUUAUCUUGGGCUUAGUCUGUCAUAGGUUAAAUUCAAUCCAAAAUUGUGAUUUUUGAUAAGCAAGAGCUCAUGGUGAGCUGAAGGGAAAAGGCACCUCUAAUAGGAGCAAAAAGCUGCUGCCCCAAGAGUAAGGGAACAUGUGGGAUUUUUGGAACGUCUGCCCCUGAGGCUUUCUAGAUGAAGCUGUAGAGUUCCACCUCCUCCUUGCCAGCCCUGAAUCUGUGCAGCUCUGACCUCAUGGGUAGCUAGUGCACCUAACCCUGGAAGCUGACAGGCUCUGCUUUGAUCACACAUCUUUCUAUUCACAUGUUUUAUCUUCACAGACCAAACAUAACUUUUACUAAGUUAAAAUUAGCCUGUUAGUAUAAGUGAGCUAGAAGAAAAAGCCCCUGGGAAACUUCACAAUAUGUUUUUAGAAGGAAGAACAUCAUGGCUUUUCUUUUCCAUUAUUCCUGAUUACUGAGUGGUUAAUGACUACAUGUCUCCAACUAAACCAGUGAUCCUAGAUCGUGUGGAGGUAACUGAACACUUUCAGGGUCUGCCCAGGUCUUGGAUGGGGAUGGGAGUUGUUCUUGAUAAGCUUAGGAGGUGUUGGGCUAAGAAGAGAAGCUGUUCCCUACUGUAAGAGUAUCUUUUAAACAAGCGAAAAGCAUUUGUUUCAUUCUCAAUCAUGAAUUGCCUGAGUUUAAGUGAAGUUAAUUUGAGCACUGUGGGCCAGAGCAAGGUGUUCCAUUAAAAUUUGAUGGGGCAGUAGUAUGUGUUAAGCAUCUUAUUUUGGGUUGUUUGGUUGGAGUUAAUCCCAACCACCUCUGAUUUUAAUGGAACCACACCACCUGUUUAAAUGAAGUUUCCUACUAUAUAAGCCCCUGCCAGAUUACCUGAGGGAGACGUGCAGUAAGUUGCUGAACAGCUGUACUCCACUUAGUUUGUCAUCAAUAUUGACACACCCAACGACUUCAGUAGAAAACUGAGGAAACUCAGUCAGCUUUGGGGAACCUCUGAGGUCUGAGAUGAUGAGUUCAUGAAUAGAGAGGGUACUAGGCCCAGCGUGGAGGUGGCUACUUUAGUCCAGUGAUUCAGGGUGUGCAGUCUGGUGCUCAGCCCUUCCUCCCAAAGUGGGUUUCAUCAGCAGACUGUGGAUGGGGAGCUGUCUUCACUCCAUGUCCUUUAAUCACAGCUCAAAGAGGAGCUGUAUGGAUCUGCAAAACGCUUAGAAACUGCUUUCUUGAUACCCAUGCUAUUGAGAUGGGACAUUUGUUUUUGUAAAUCAUGCAGUGUAUUGGCUCAGCUUGCAAAUCUCUAGCAUAAUGUAGGGUGGGUUUCCUUGUAAACUUCUUUCAGUGAUGUGGACAUUAAGAUUCAUGUAAUAUAUUAGCUUACUAACUUAAACAUGGUUUGUUUUUUCAGACAACUUGAUUUUAAGAAGAACGGUACAGUGUAAGGUUUCAAGUCUGCCUGAUCCAGUUUAAAGCACAAGGGCUAAAAGGAUUUUUUUCCUUAAAAGAAGGAUCGGAAAAGAGCAAAUGUUUUAACUAUUGUAUUAUGUAAACAGAGAUCCCACCAAGAAAGUGUAAAUAAGAGUCAGGUAUCCAUGACAACUGGUGUGCCUGUUUUUCAGAGAACUUGAUGUACUGCAUACAGUUGAGUUAUGCAUUUGGUUGAGACAAAUAAUUUUUGCGUGGGGACUAUGAUUAUAAUGUGAAUUUUUCGACAUCUUGGUGUCUGCUGGCUGAAGUACAAGAAAAUACCAUCUUGAUUCAAAACAUCUAUCGUAAUCCCCAAAACAGUGCACAGACGGCUGACGGCUCACACUGUGCCGUGAGUGACGUGGAGAUGCAGGAGCACUAUGAUGAGUUCUUUGAGGAAGUCUUUACAGAGAUGGAGGAGAAGUACGGAGAAGUCGAGGAGAUGAAUGUCUGUGAUAACCUGGGAGACCACCUAGUAGGGAACGUGUACGUCAAGUUUCGCCGUGAGGAGGAUGCAGAGAAGGCUGUGAUUGAUCUGAAUAACCGUUGGUUUAAUGGGCAGCCAAUCCAUGCAGAGCUGUCCCCGGUGACUGACUUCAGGGAAGCCUGCUGCCGCCAGUAUGAAAUGGGAGAGUGCACUCGAGGCGGCUUCUGCAACUUCAUGCACCUGAAGCCCAUCUCCAGAGAGCUGAGGCGGGAGCUGUAUGGGCGCCGGCGCAAGAAGCAUAGAUCAAGGUCUCGGUCCCGGGAGCGGCGCUCUAGGUCCAGAGACCGUGGUCGCGGUGGUGGUGGCGGCGGAGGAGGCGGUGGGGGACGGGAGCGAGACAGGCGGCGGUCAAGAGAUCGGGAGAGAUCUGGGCGAUUCUGAGCCAUGUCGUUUUUACCGUAUGUCUGCUAGAAAGUGCUGUAGUUAUUGACCAAACCAGUUCAUAAUGGGAAUUUUUUUAAAAAACAACAAAAAAAAACAAAGAUGGGUUUCUGAAUAAAAUUUGUAGUGAUACAGUAUUCUUGGUGUAACUUAAUUCUUGUGGAAAGUCUUUAUUUUAAAUUUCCUUUAUAAGCCUGCUAGUCAUGCGUCCUUAAGGUAAAUAUUAAUAUUCAGCUAUCACUUUGGGUAUAAUUGAAAAUGUAUUUUUAAACUUAGACAUACAAAGUGAAGAAAGAUUCAUAAGGGAAAAGUCAGGUCUUUUUUCGUGCAUAAU